Molecule: messenger RNA, 4169 nt
Organism: Rhipicephalus sanguineus (brown dog tick)
Lineage: Eukaryota; Metazoa; Arthropoda; Arachnida; Ixodida; Ixodidae
Product: adhesion G-protein coupled receptor G6
Exons: 17
Coding region: 1-3678 (1225 amino acids)
Biological process (GO): cell surface receptor signaling pathway; G protein-coupled receptor signaling pathway
Cellular component (GO): membrane
Molecular function (GO): calcium ion binding; G protein-coupled receptor activity; protein binding
Source: RefSeq, a predicted model, not a curated record
AUGACAGAAGACGUCCAGAACACGCGCGCUGUUGUCGUGAACGAGACGAGCGUGCGGAUAUGCUGGCAGCGUCCCCUGUACGGCAGCGUGUCAGGCUACAUGGUCAAGUAUAGGGCGGCGUUGGAGAACGUAACCUCAACCGUGACCGUGACCACUGAUGUCGCCGACACGUGCGUUCUGGUGCACGGACUGCGUUCCUGGACCGAGUACGAGUACCAUGUGCACGCCUGGAACGACCGGGAAGAGGGCAUCGGCACUCCCGUCGACCGAUUCGCAACGCGCAUCGACUACUCCCUGAGUACUAUCGGCCGUCAUUCCUUAUCGCGUGUCGUAGAUUGCCUCCUGAACGUCUGCCAGCACGGCUCCUGCGAGGGUACCGACGCGGCCCCGGGUUACCGGUGCGUCUGCGAGCCGGGCUUCUACGGCGACGUGUGCAAGCACUUCGACCCGUGCUCGGAGAACCCCUGCAAGACGUACGGCUCGUGCCUCAACACGAGCCACGGCGAGUACCGCUGCGAUUGCUUCACGGGCUUCUCAGGACGCAACUGCUCGGACUUCAACCCGUGCCUGCUCAAGCCGUCCGCUUGCCUCCACGGUGGCGUGUGCGAGUCCAACUCGUCGCACACGUUCACGUGCCUCUGCGUGGACGGAUACUACGGCAAGACGUGCCACCAGCACGACCCUUGCUUCUCGUCUCCCUGCUUGCACGGCGCCCGCUGCCUGAACGAGUCGGACGUGACAUACAGCUGCCAGUGCCGCCCAGGGUACACCGGUAAUCUCUGUGAGGUGGACAUCAACGAGUGCCUGUCGAGCCCGUGCAAAAACCACGGAGGUUGCGAGGAUGGCGUAAACACCUUCACCUGUCGCUGCACACCGGGCUACGGCGGUUCACUGUGUGAGCUCAGAGACACCUGCCCAGAGGAACUACAGCAAACGGAUAAGGGCACUUUUCACUGGCCACCCCUUCCGCAUGGCUCUGUGGCUAAAGUUGAGUGUCCGUACGGAACUUACAACCCGGCCAGCGAAUUCAAGUACGCGCGUCGGAAGUGCCGCCUCCUGGCUGACGGGCAGACCAGCUGGAUGAAGGUUUCGGCACAGCACUGCCGAUACAAGAGCUUCCAGGCGGCGGAGAACAUCACCUCCGAGCUGGAGUACCUCACUCACGAUCCACGCAGCAUCAGGCCGGACCAGCUGCGUGAUUUCGCGGAAAAAAUUGAGUCGAUCGUUGACUACGCCAUCAAGGACAUCAAGAUCGCGCAAGCCAUGAUUCACGUUAUCAGCAACUUCCUUGCUCUGAACGACAGUGUCAUCGAAGAAGGCGACGCCAACGGGUUCGCUGUGGAAAAGCUGGUUUCGGUGGUGGAGCGGUUUACAUCUGAGGUGAUGCUCGGACCCGGAGCGCUGAUCAUCGAAAACGAGAACCUCGUGGUCAAGGCGGUGGCUUGGUCGCCCAGGCUGCUGUCUCAGGGCCAAGACUUCCUCAGCUUUUCGCUUCGCUCGUAUGGGAACCGCCACUUCCACGAGGACUUCUCCAGUGACGGGGACGACCAGGACGACGGCGACAACAUCGUGAUCACCAUACCAUUGGAGGCGCUGUCGGUGGCCAUCAACCGUUCUAUCUUAGCCGCUGGCGAGGCGUACCGUCCCAUCCACGAAGUGGAAAAAGGACCACGCAUCGCGUUCAUCUCCUACCGAAGCGACAAGUUCUUCCGGCCAACUCGCCAACGUCCGGCUUCUCUUAUCAGCACAGGCCAAGUUGUGCUGUCGGCCAAGAUUGGAGACCGCAAGAUAGAAAAUCUGCGCGAUCCCUUGGUCUACUCGUACCCUACCUACAGCUCCGAAAGAUACGUCUGUGCAUUCUGGGAUGAGCGUCGUAAAGAGUGGUCUACCGUCGGCGUAAAGACCAAUCGAUCGGGAAACAUGACCGUUUGCGCGUCGACUCAUAUGACUGCGUUUUCACUGCUUCUGGAUCCUCUACCGGCAACAUCACUGGCGCCCUACAACAAUUGUAUGCUGUCUCAUAUAUCGUACGCUGGAUGCAUCAUGUCAAUCGUCGGAUUGUCCUUCACCAUACUAACCUACUCCCUUUUCAGGUGUCUCAGGAAGGAUCGCUCUGGAAAGAUCCUGCUAAACCUGUGCUCGGCCAUGAUGCUUUUGAACGUGUCCUUUCUUCUGGGUUCGCUUCACCAAAGCUUCCCCGGGAAAGUGCUCUGCCUGGGCGCGGCAGUGGCUACGCACUACUUCUUGCUCGCCUGCCUCGCCUGGAUGGGAGUCGAGGCGGCCAACAUGUACCAGCUGCUGUUGCACGCGUUCGCGUCCUCAGAGACAUGCUUCAUGCUUAAACGCGUCCUCACUGCCUGGGGUAUUCCAGCGGUCAUCGUUGGCACCUGCAUGGCUAUAGAUUUGGAACCCUACAGAAGCCAAGAUGCUUACUGCGUGAUAUCAUCGAGAAACCCAUUCAUCUACUACAUCGCAUUCCUGGGCGCAUCCUGCCUCAUCUUCUCAUUCAAUAUACUCGUCUUCAUCAUGGUGAUGCGUGUGUUCUUCAAGACGCGGAUGGCCGGAGACAUCUCAAAGUCUUCCAACCACAACUCGUCUUCAGCUUCCGGUUCCAGCGUUUCCAACUCUCUCCCCAUCACCGUGGCCCAAGUCCGCGGCGCCUUUACUGUCAUGGCCCUUCUCGGCGUCACGUGGACAUUCGUCGUUUUCGCCGUCAACGAAUCCAGCGAAAUGUUUCCUUACGUCUUCUGCGUGUGCAACUCGGUACAGGGCUUCCUCAUCUUUGUGGUGAGGGUGCUACGGUAUCCGGAGGCCCGGACAGCCUGGUCUCGGCUCGCCGCCACGGGGACGUUCAAGAAGAACCGCGGCGCCGCAAAGCCAGCGGCACCGUGGUGCGCCUACUCCGAUCCUAAGCGCAGCAGUCACUCGUCUGUGGUGCGGGUCACCUCCAACAGUGCGGACAGCACGAGCACCGUGGUGUUCAACAGAAACAUGUGGAGCAAGGGAGUCGGAAACGGUGGCUCAGCCAGUGCCCAUGACUGUCCCACGAGACUUUCUCGCUUUUCCAGCGUCGGCAGCUUGCUGAAGAACUGUACCCUGCAGAAGGCUGACAAAAAUACGAGCACUCUUAAUAGGAAAGAGAAGGCCUCCUCCAAGGCAGUCGCCGACGAACUCGGCGCCAUGCAGAACCACAAAAAGUUCUACUCCUCCGAAAACCAAGUCACGUCUCUCGUACCCGACCUAUACGCUGGUCAGGAGCACCGAAUCAGAGGCAACAGUGUCAGCGUGCCCGACCCGAUGACGUACAGCGAAUACUACUCGCGAAGCGCGGUUACCACGCUAGCUCGGAGCUCCAACCAGAAGGCACACAUUUUGUUCGCCUACAGCGUCGAUGAGGCCACCCCCAUACGCGUCAACGGCGUGUUGCGGUCACCGCUGGACAAGCCGAAACUCGAAUCAUUUAGCACGUUCCAGAGGACCUCUCCCGUGCCCACCAGCACGGCCAAGGUUCCCGAACUGUCCCGGUCGUGGAACGCCUCUGCGGGGAUGGUCCUGGCUGCACCCGUGAAUGGCACCCUACCGGACCAAGAUGUAAUGCGUGUCAAUACGAGUAUGACGGUGACGGAAGAGACAUCAUUCGUGGCGUCAAAGGGAGAAAGCACAGUGGUUGCCUCUUGAAGAGCCCUUAGCAACAAUAACACAUAAUCGCACUGCCUGGGUUGGUGAUAAGUCAGGGGCAGGAGGGGACAGCGUGCCUUCUGUGGAGUAUUCCAUCCCUUGAGGCAGCAAACUAUCGAGCUUUGAAGGGGGUUUAUGCAGUCAUCAUGUCGUCAUUGUUUCUUGUGCAAUAGCAGUGACUAUAUCUGAGCUGUGUACAUAAGAGCUUUGGUCCACUCAGGAUGUGAAGGCGGACCCUGCCGUCCAUAGGACUUUAAACCGCGCAGGUCUACUCAGCACCGACGCGAAUGCAUGUGUGAUCUGUCUUGUACAACUUCUAUGGCUCUAUGACAAGAACUCCAGUAAGAAAGACUGUUGGACUAGAUGGUUUUGCAGUUUUACAAACUCAAAUUAGGCCAAAUGAAGACGGACACAAGGACGAGGGAGCGAAGGACAGGCAAAGACAAGGACAGCGCUUGUCCUUGUCUGCCUCGUCUUUGUGUCCGUCUUCA